Messenger RNA from Spodoptera frugiperda (fall armyworm), 6185 nucleotides. Its product is annotated as synaptojanin-1-like. The transcript is spliced from 2 exons. Gene Ontology annotation, molecular function: phosphatidylinositol-4,5-bisphosphate 5-phosphatase activity. Lineage: Eukaryota; Metazoa; Arthropoda; Insecta; Lepidoptera; Noctuidae. The coding region runs from base 163 to 3444 and encodes 1093 amino acids. Gene Ontology annotation, biological process: synaptic vesicle endocytosis; phosphatidylinositol dephosphorylation. The record is from RefSeq and is a predicted model, not a curated record.
UUGACGUAAUUGACAUUUCUGAUUUGCUUCGAAAUUGAUAGAAAUCCGUCUAUUCUCAUUAGAUUUUUCUUGGUCGAUUGUUGUGCAAAUGCUAAAGUGAAGCUGAAAUAGGGGGCGGAUGGCUGUUGUAUACAUGUAAGUGACUAGCACUCUCUCGUAAUCAUGGCUAUGUCAAAGGGAUUUAAGGUACUAGAGAAGUCCGCUCCGCCAAACCCGUACAGUAUAAUCUUACAACAUAGAAAUAAAGACUCAGCGCUUCUCUUCGAGUCUCAAGCUGUGGUCUCGUUGUCAUCUCAAGAAACAGAAACAUUGCGAAAACAGUAUCAUAAAAUCGCGGACGCCUAUGGAGUGCUAGGUGUCCUGCAACUGAAUUCUGGCGAGAAUUGUUUGCUGUACCUAGUUCUUGUAACGGGAUGUUGCUCAAUCGGUAAGAUUGGAGAUGUUGAAGUAUUUAAAAUCACUCAAACGCAAUUUCUGCCACUGUUUUAUCAAACACAAGGUGAGGACAAAGUUUCAGAAGUCAGGAAGUUAGUUAACUCUGGCACUUUUUACUUUUCUUGGAACUCAGGUAAAACUCCUAAUCUUUUUGAUCUCACAUUAUGUGCCCAGCGAAAAAGUAAGGGGGCCAGUCCAGAUAAUAGGUUCUUUUGGAACAGAACCUUGUUUAUACACUUAAUAAGAUAUGGAAUAGAUUGUGAGGAGUGGUUGACCAGAGCAAUGUGUGGUUCAGUGGAAAUCAGGACCAUUUAUGUUGGUCACAGACAAGCAAGAGCAGUAUUGGUCUCCCGUCUCAGCUGUGAGCGUGCUGGAACACGGUUCAAUGUUAGAGGCUGCAAUGAUGAUGGCAAUGUUGCCAAUUUUGUAGAAACUGAACAAGCUAUUUACAUUGAUGAUUCAGUAGUUUCAUAUAUACAAACCAGAGGCUCAGUGCCUCUAUUUUGGGAACAACCUGGUAUCCAAGUAGGAUCACACAAAGUUAAGAUGUCAAGAGGAUAUGAUGCAUCUACCAGUGCAUGUGAUAGACAUUUUUCUCAACUGAAGCGUAACUAUGGCUCUUUAAUAGUUGUAAACCUAUUAGGGUCUAGUUUAAUUGGAGGCAGUGAAGGUGAAGCUACUCUGAGCAAUGCAUUUCAGAAACAUUUGAAUGACUCUGCUCACAAUGAUGUUGUUCAAAUUAUCUUUGACUAUCACCAAGAAGUCAGAGCCUCUUCCAUUGAAACAGCAUUAUCGAAAUUUAGAAAAAUAAUAGAAAAGCACUAUGAUGACAUUAGUAUUUUUAGUGCUAAAAGUUCAGACAUCUAUAAUAUUCAAAAAGGAGUGAUAAGAACCAAUUGCUUAGAUUGCUUGGACAGAACCAAUUCUAUACAAACAUUUAUAGGAUUAGAAAUGUUGGCAAUUCAGUUGAUGCUUCUGCAAUGCAUUGACAAAAAACAAAAUGUCAACCGAUUCGAGGAAGUGUUUAAACAAAUGUGGGUCAAUAAUGGCAAUGAAAUAUCCAAAAUAUAUGCGGGCACUGGUGCCAUUCAAGGAGGCUCUAAACUAAUUGAUGGAGCGAGGUCUGCAGCUCGUACUAUUCAAAAUAACUUACUAGACAACUCCAAGCAAGAGGCUAUUGAUAUUUUACUAUUAGGAUCUACUUUGAACUCUGAACUUGCUGACCGUUCAAGGAUACUAUUACCAUCAAACUUAUUGCACACAUCAACACCAGUGCUCAGAGAAAUGUGCCGCAGAGCAAAUGAGUUCACACAGCCAACUCCUAUCCGAAUCACAAUUGGUACAUACAAUGUAAAUGGAGGAAAACAUUUCAGAAGUCUUGCAUACAAGGAUGUUUCAUUGGCUGAUUGGUUACUUGAUUGCCCUAAUUCAGCUUUAGUGAACACUGUCAACUUAAAGGAACAUCCAUCAGAUAUAUUUGCUAUUGGCUUUGAAGAAAUUGUGGACUUGAAUGCUAGCAAUAUUAUGGCAGCUAGUUCAGACAAUGCUAGAGCUUGGAGUGAAGAAUUGGAAAAGGUACUUUGCAGGGAUGCUCCAUAUACUUUACUAUCAAGUCAUCAAUUAGUAGGCGUAUGUCUUUUCAUAUUUGUAAGGAAAGAUCUGAUUCCACAUAUCAGAGAUGUUGCCCUUGAUUCAGUAAAAACUGGUCUGGGUGGGACAACUGGAAACAAAGGAUCAGUGGGAAUUCGAAUGGUCCUCUAUGGGACGUCGCUAUGUUUUGUUUGUGCGCAUUUCGCCGCUGGCCAGUCUCAGGUUACAGAGCGUAAUGCUGAUUACACUGAGAUAACACGAAAAACUGCCUUCCCAAUGGGUCGGUCGCUAUACUCCCAUGAUUAUGUGUUCUGGUGUGGUGAUUUUAAUUACCGAGUUGACCUAGAUAAAGAUGAGAUACGUAUGUUAGUGUCACAGAACAAUUUACAACGAAUUUUAGACCACGACCAAUUAUUACAACAAAAAGACCAAGGUUUAGUGUUCAAAAAUUGCUUUGAAGGAGAAAUAACUUUCCCACCAACAUAUAAAUAUGACUUAUUUAGCGAUGACUACGAUACGAGCGAAAAGUGUAGAGCACCCGCUUGGACCGAUCGAGUGUUGUGGAGAAGCAGGAAAUCUACUAUUGACCCAGAAGGCACCUCGGAAUUAGCUGCCGGAAAAUUGCUUCAUUAUGGCCGCGCAGAACUUAAACAAAGCGAUCAUCGACCAGUUAUCGCAAUUUUAGAAAUUGAAGUUCUGCAAGUUAGCUAUACAAAAUGCAUGGAAGUAUUUUAUGAAGUAGUAAAGGACCUUGGACCUCCUGAUGCUAGCAUAAUCGUGCAGCCCUUCGAAGAAUACAAUAGUGAGGAGUCCGCCUUUGAUGACAACGUCGUGGCAGCCGUUUUACAGGAAUUAUCUACUAUUGGUGAAGUAACAUUAGUUCGAUUUAUUGAUGAUGCUGCUCUAAGUAUUACUUUUAGAGAAGGGCAAAAUGCUUUGGCAGCUGCUCAGAAGGGACAGAUAUAUGCUUGUUCUAUCCCAUUACAAAUAACUUUAAAGACCCCCAAUUGGAUCGAUAUCGUAAGAGCCGAAAUAAAUUUAUGUUCCAACAAUACGGUCCCUCUGUCGGGAGAAGCACAGCCUGAGAGGCCUCUUAGGUCGGCACCGCCCACCCCUCGCAGACAGCAGCCAAGUAGACCACCGGCGCCAUCACCGACUCCGCUGGUGCCGUCCAGAGCGCCUGCAAUAAGUCCAGCGCGACCACCGCCCCCGCGUCCAGCUCCACUCACGCCUGACGCAGGUAAGGUUACAGCACAGCCUCCGAUCGCGUCGCCUCCAGCAGACAGCGUUCCGCCCCCCACGUGUGCGCCGCCGCCUCCUCCGGAGAGCAGCACGCCUCCUCCAGCUGGGCCGCCGCCACCUGUCCCUGCCAGACAGGGCGCACCGCCACCACUGCCAGCACGGCCUCGACCAUCGUAAUCAACGUAAAUAUAAUGCUACGUCUAAUGUAGGAAUAAUGUGUACAAGCCAAUGUACACUAUUGUAUAUUUUGUGUUACCUUCGUUUAUUUAUUCGUCCCUAAUCUGUAAAAGUUUGCAAUAACUGUUCAAUCAGUAAGCUUAAUGCUGUUUACUUACUAUUGAAUUAUAUGUUUACUAUUUUAUUGCAGAAUUUAAACUGUAAUGCAAUUGCAGUUAAAAUUAUUACUUAUUUAUAUUAUGGAACACUAAACACGAACUAUGUAAUUAUUAUUUAAUUCGAUUUUUUGUUACAUAAUGUAAUUGUUUACCAAAAUUAUAUAUACCUAAAUACCACUAUCGUUGUACCUAUAUUACAGUUGUGCUGGCUUUCAAUUCUAUAAAUUAUGUAUUACAUUUAAUAAUAUACAUAAAAUUGUUGAAAAUAACGCAUAGUUACUACAAGUAUUGUUUUCAAUGAACUGCUUUUGCUUAAGAUUGAAAACCUGUGUUCCAUAUUAACAAAAUUGAAAUAUAUAUUUUAAUGUUCAUUAAUGAUGAUGAAUUUUUGGAUGUUGUUUUGAAAAUAUUUACUGUUAAUAAUUAUAUUUUAGUAGAGUGUUGAAUUAAUAUACCAGUGUUUGUGAGGUGCAAUAUAAUCAGUACGUAUCGAUACGUUAGUGUUGUAUGAGAUUAUUGUAUUAUUUAAAUAUACUUAACAAAGUACCGUGACCAGCAACUGUAUGUCAGUUCUAGCGAGGGCCAGGAACAUGUAUUUAAUAGGCGCCGUAAUUAUAUUUAGAAGCGCCCGCGCCACCGUGUGACACAAGUCUAGUUACGGUAUCGUACACAAUAAUGUAUGUUGUAUUUCCUAAGUCUGUAUUUAUCUACGGCUUUACACAAUCAAUGAAUGAAGAUAACGAAAUUCUUUGGCAACAAUUGGAGUGGUUCCAAUAUCUGAAGACAGUGACCCAGUUCAACAGGCUUACUUUUUACUGUAAUGAAAGAAAUGUAUAAGUAUUAUUAUCGAUUUAAGAACGUGUGUUUUACUCUAUCGUUGAUUUCUAGUAAUAUCUUGGUACUUUUUCACUGAAUAUUUACUAUACUAAUGUUAACACGUAAAUACUGAUAACGUAGCUUAAUGUACACCAUUAUAGACAGAUAGAAAUAAUGCAUUGAUGAUAGCAUUAUCACGCCGAAUAUCUGUAAUAGGUACAUAGCAGUGUAACAAUUAACUUGGAUACUUAAUGUUAAUAAGUUUUCUUUACGUGAUUAUUUUUCUUUCAAACUUCUAAGUCAGCUGUUACUUUAUAUAUUUUUGAAAUGUUCAGUGAUUUUCGUUCGAUGAAUUAAAUAGAAAAUGAAAAGAAUAUAAUAAUUUAUUGCUUACAGCUUCAAUGCUACGUUAUUAACGUACGUAUAUGGAUUUUAUAUCGCAUAUUGAAUAGGUACAUAACAUAACUAUAGCUAAUUGAUUACAUAAUCUUUAUUGGUAAUGUUAAGCAGCUAUGGGGUUCCUGUGUUUGUAGAUGAUGUGUGUAAACUAACAGCUCAUUUUACACAUAACUAGCACUAUUUUGCCUUAGUUCGAUCGAAACAGCUGCCAAUCUAGACUUCUAACAAAGAUAUAAUUAUUAUAGAAUGCUUCCGUGUAGAUCCUGUCGAUCUCUAUUCAUGAAUAUACUUAGGUACAUUUAUACCCAUGACUCAUCUAUCAAUGGUUGCUAUUUAUAAGCAGCUGACUCCAUUGAUUUAUUAGAAACUGCCGAAAAUAGUAAUAAUGCAUCGAAUUCUCAGUAAUCGUCUCGGUUUAUAUUUAUUUAAAUAGGAAAAGCUGUCAUAGAAAUAAGUAGAUUUUAUGCAAGUACAUAGUAUUAUAAUAGGAAGUACAUUACAUACAUUUCCUUUAAUUAUGGUCUAGUUAUCUGGUAGAUACUAGAUCCACGCUACUACUUAGUUAAUUUAAAUUUUAUAUUGUUUAUUUACUUAGGUAUCAUUUAACAAAUACCUAUUCUUCCUACAAAUUAUUUAAAGUUAAACCACAGUAGUCAUUUACUGGUACUUAUUUACUUUUAGUAAAUCAUUAAGUUCCCAGUAAUAUUCAGUGCUGAAUACUUUUUAUAUACAUAUUGCCUAGCAAUUAGAUAGAUUUUAAGUCAUGAUAUAUCAUUAAACUGUUUACUUACUUGGUGUGUCUAUUAAAGGAAAUUAAGUGAUAUGAAUUUAAAACAUUGUCCAGAUUUAUUUUAAUGUUAAAAGGCUGUGUUUUGCAUUUUAUUCAAAUGAGAUGGAAUGUUGAAAUCUCAAUUAUUUUAAAUUUCUUUCAUGUUUGGUUUAGUUAAUGUUUCUGGACUGGUUUGAUGGUAAAAGUUCCAAAAUAUUUUUAUAUCCUUUUUUACCUAGUUACUUUAUAUUAUGUCCUUUUAAAAUAUUUUUUUAUUAAGCGAGUUGAGUUUACAACUCUUCUCGUGAUAGGUACCUGAUUGUUUUCCUUCUUCAGCUCCAUGGAAGAACUGAGUUUACUAAGGUGUUACGUAUUUACUAUCGAUCAAAAUAUUAUGUAUAUCUACUUGAUCCUGAUUAUUAUUAAAGUUGGAUGUUAUUCAUAUUUUUUCAAGCAUAGAGUAGGUUGGUGUUAUAAGGUAGUGCUUUGAAUGUUAUGCUACAUGAAUUCACAAAGUAUGGUUUGCAAUAUAUGGCGUUAUAGGUGAAGACCAGUGUUGAUAUGUUAUACAGUUAUAUCAAAUAUAGAAUUAUAUAAAA